GACAGCACAACUAACUCUUGAUCAUCAUUUCUUCAUUGUCAAGGUCAAUAUCGCCACUAUAAAUUCCUUAGGCUACAUUAUCUCCGUAGUCAUUUGUUAGCAGCUUCUUCUGAAGAGUGUACAUCCACGACCUACAACCUCCAAAAAUGCAUUCCGCUAUCGUUUUCGCCUCCCUUUUGGCAGUUUCUGCCGCCGCACCCCAACUCAUCUAUGGUGGCAUUGUUGCCCCAGGAUUGACCUCCACUCAAUUCCACGCUCAGGAUGAACUUGGCCAAUACAGCUAUGGCUAUUCUGGGGGUCCAAGUGCCAAAACGGAGAGCAAGGACGCUUUCGGAGUGACCCGAGGUGGAUACAGCUACAUUGAUGCCAACGGUAUCACCCAAACUGUCAACUACAUCAGCGACCCAGUCAACGGUUUCAGAGUUGCUGCCACCAACCUUCCAGUCGGACCAGCCCCACAACCCGCCCUCGUCCGAUCUGCUGCCGUCGUUGCGGCCCCAGCCGUCGUCGCCGCAGCUCCAGCAGUGACCUAUGCUGCUCACCCAGUCGCUGCCGUUCAACCAGUUUCCGUCGCUGUUGCACCAACUCACCCAGGACAAGCUGGACCAGUCCACGUGGCUCCACUCCCUCUUCCAGUCCAAGACACGCCAGAGGUUACCCAAGCCAAACUUCAACACUUUGCUGCUAAGAAUGACGCCCUUAUCCGAGCCCUUUAAAUUGGGAUUAAAUCCUAGCAAAAUUUUCUAAAGUCUGACAUUAUAGAUCCAUGAUUUUUAAUGUUCUGUUCAAUUCUUGUCAUUUCGCUGUUCAAUCCUCCACUGUUGAAUAUACACUUCUUCCUGCACUUUCUUGCCCCUUCAACCUGCAACUUUUCCACCUUGUACAGAUUUUUAUUUUCAUAUCAACUCUGAACUCACACAUUUCAUUUUCGCAAAUAUUAAUAUUCACUCUUGAUUGCUCAAUGAAUAAAGUCUGUUUCACUGUCCUGUAAUAAAAGCAUUUG
Folsomia candida is the source of this 1003-nucleotide messenger RNA. RefSeq names its product cuticle protein 6. The record is from RefSeq and is a predicted model, not a curated record. Gene Ontology annotation, cellular component: chitin-based extracellular matrix. The coding region runs from base 147 to 716 and encodes 189 amino acids. Gene Ontology annotation, molecular function: structural constituent of chitin-based larval cuticle. The transcript has 4 exons. Lineage: Eukaryota; Metazoa; Arthropoda; Collembola; Entomobryomorpha; Isotomidae.